CAUGUAUAAUAAUCACUCAAAUACCACCACUAAACAGCAGGUUUCUAAUAAGAAUAAUUGUAAAAAAACUUUAUCUACUUUAUUAGGUCCUUUUAAUAGAGAAAUAAAAGGUCAAUGUUAUACCAUUUGUUGGUCAUCAUCUUCCAUACCAAUAAAGUCAUCACCUCAUCUCACUUAUCGAUUUAUGACUGUUAAAAGACAAUAAUAAUAGCCUGUUUACCAUUUAACUCAUGUAUUCAUUUCUUUUAUUUAUAUUUAAACAAAUCAUUUUUUAUGCUUGAAGAAAGAAAAAAAAAAUUUUUUUUUCACCUUGCCUGCCUCUUUCCUGGUGUAGUCUUACAUUUAUCGUCGUAUAUAAUCUAUGAAUUCUUUUUGUCCUCUUAUCUUUUCUUUGUAUUCUUCCCUGUUUUCAGUCUUUUGGCUUCAUUGUACUUUUUUCCUCCAUUAAAUAAGAUGUUGGUCAUCUCUUUAUUCGACCUUUGUCUGCCUUGAUAAUCAUUGAAACGAAAGGGGUUGUAGACCUUUCAUUGUAGAACCUGAAGAUUUGGGGGACCCAUGUUUGAGGGCAUAUACAAUCUAUAAAUGCUCCAUUUUUCAAUGUCUACGGUUUUUUUUUUGUUGAAGGGAAAUCUGUCUCGAUGCUUUUAAUUAAAGUUUUUCUACAUGAUAAGCCCUUCUCCUCUUGGAGCAUGUAUAACAAUGUGUUGCUCUUUAAUCUUGCAUCUUAUUUCUUGUUGAUCUUCCUCAUGGCGUAACUGUCGCUGUAAACAUAUGAUCUCUGCCUGGGUCAACAGCACAAGAAAGCAAAGACCAACAACUCUUAUAGCAUCUUAGGUAUUAUUUACAGGCAAAAGAUUUGGCUUGU
Cokeromyces recurvatus is the source of this 865-nucleotide messenger RNA. RefSeq lists its product as uncharacterized. Bases 274 to 492 code for a protein of 72 amino acids. The transcript has 2 exons. Lineage: Eukaryota; Fungi; Mucoromycota; Mucoromycetes; Mucorales; Mucoraceae. The record is from RefSeq and is a predicted model, not a curated record.